Amphimedon queenslandica is the source of this 3015-nucleotide messenger RNA. RefSeq lists its product as uncharacterized. The transcript has a single exon. Gene Ontology annotation, molecular function: zinc ion binding; nucleic acid binding. Lineage: Eukaryota; Metazoa; Porifera; Demospongiae; Haplosclerida; Niphatidae. Gene Ontology annotation, biological process: DNA integration. The record is from RefSeq and is a predicted model, not a curated record. The coding region runs from base 586 to 2793 and encodes 735 amino acids.
UUGAGGGAGAUGAACAUUCCAGUACAGGCGAAAGCGAGAAUGAAUCGGGAGGAGAAGAGGAAGACAGGAGGAGAGUUAAGGGCAGAGAGCCAGUGCUUACAAAGUUUGUGGAGAAGGAUACCGAUAUCGAACACUUUUUGACAGGCUUUGAGCGGAUCGCAAGUGCAUAUUGUUGGCCAGAUGAGCAGUGGGUGUUGAAGCUGGUCCCGCUACUCACCGGGAGGGCAUUAGCAGCAUAUGCAAAUAUGGAUCAAGAGGCAGCAAAGAGUUACAAGGAGGUGAAGAAGGCCAUUUUGCGAAGAUUCGAUAUUAAUGAGGAGACAUCAUGUACAGACAGAGAUUUCGGUCGGCUAAGAAGACAAGUGCCCAGAGCUAUGGAGAGUUAGGAGUAAAACUGAAAGAUCUAUUUAGGAAAUGGACAGCAUCAGCAAAGACAAUGUGGAACAAUUGACAGAAUUGAUGGUGAUGGAACAAUUGUUAAACACCAUGCCAACCGAGAUACAGGUAUGGAUUUGACAGAAGAAACCAAGAACCGUGGAAGAGGCAGCUACCCAGGCUGAUGACUAUGUUUUGGCAAGACAAGGAAUGAAGAACACCGAGAGAAGAUGUCAUGGAUGCGGAGAACUUGGACACCUGUAUCGAGAGUGUCCAAAGGGAGAAAAGGGGGAGCAACAGGCAGGAGCCGGAGGAAGUCAAUCUAAGAAGACGGACCCAAGGAAGUGUUUCAAAUGUGGAAACGUGGGACACAUUGCAGCAAAAUGUACCCGAAAUCGUGGAUAUUACAUGAAGUCAUGGCAGACCAGGACAAGGAGUACUAGUGGCAAGAUAGGGGACAUCGUGUGCUGGGGGAAGAUUGAAGGAGUUCCAGUGGAGAUGCUAUUGGAUACUGGGUGCUCAUACACCCUGGUACAGACACAAUUGAUUCCGGACAUUUGCUUAAUUGAGGGAGAAACUGUCUUGGUUCAGUGUGCACAUGGGGAUAUAACAGAAUAUCCUGUUGCAGAAGUAUCAAUGGUGAUUGAAGGAGUCGAGAGAAGAAUGAGAGUUGGAGUAUCGGACAGCCUACCAAGACCAGUACUAGCAGGGACAGAUCUAAUGAGAGUAUUUGGGAAGAAGAGAGUAGAAGAUUGCAUGGUGAUGACUAGGAGUCAACAGAAAGAGGAGCAGAGACAAAAAGAGGAAGUUGAAAAGAAAGAGAGAGAGAGUGGAGCAGUGGCCAAGCAAUUGCUGGAAGACACAACAGAGAUUGAGCAAGAUGGGAUGGAUACACUACAUGAAGAUCUUUUUUCCAGACCUGGGAAAACUAGGAAGACAAGGUCACAGAAGAAGAAGGGAAAAAGAGAAUGGAUACUUAAGAACAGUAUGGUAGGACAGAAGGAGCUACCAUCUGGAAAAGAGGAACUGAGGAAGAUGCAAGCAGAGGAUGAGACUUUAGUGACAAUUGGGAAGCAAGCUGAUGGAUUGCUGGAAAGCUUACCUGGGGUCAAGUAUGUAAGGAAAGAGGGACUACUCUACCGAUGUAGCAGUGUCAAAGGGGGGACAGAGCAAUUGAUUUUACCUGUAGGAUGUCGGAGGAAGGUGCUACACUUAGCACACACAAUACCACUGGGAGGACAUUUGGGUCAAAAGAAGACUACUGAUCGAGUGAUGAAACGAUUUUUCUGGCCAGGUGUAACGCAGGAUGUAAAGAAGCACUGUCAGACUUGUCCAGAAUGUCAGCGGACAUCGGGGAAGCGGUUUACACCUAAAGCACGGAUGAGGAGUUUACCAAUUAUUGAUACACCUUUCCGGCGGAUUGCCAUGGACAUAGUUGGACCAUUGGAGAAGAGCAGAAGGGGAAACAAGUAUAUUCUGGUGGUAUGUGAUUAUGCCACCAGAUAUCCGGAAGCUUUUGCGUUACGAAGCAUUGAUGCAGGGACGAUAGCAGAGAAGUUGGUGGAGCUAAUGUCAAGAGUGGGACUGCCGGAUGAAAUACUGACUGAUCAGGGAUCUAAUUUCACAUCAAGGCUACUAGCGGAGGUUUAUGGGAUGUUGAGGAUUAAGGGAAUACGGACUACACCAUAUCAUCCACAGACUGAUGGAUUAGUGGAACGGUUUAAUGGUACAUUGAAGAGAAUGCUACGCAGUUGCACUAGUCGGAACCCAAAGGAAUGGGACACGCUCUUACCAUACUUGCUAUUUGCUUACAGAGAAGUACCGCAGGAAUCAACUGGAUUUUCUCCGUUUGAGCUUUUGUAUGGUAGGGCAGUAAGAGGACCAUUGGAUGUACUGAAGGAGAGCUGGGAGACUAAAGAGGAUCAUGCAGAGGAUAUUGUUGCCUAUGUCACGGAGAUGAGAAGUCGUCUGGAAGAAAUGUCGGAGUUGGCAAGGGAGAACCUCAAGAGGUCCCAAGGGAAACAGAAAGUGUGGUAUGACCGAAAGGCAAGGGAUCGGAAGUUUGGACCUGGAGAUAAAGUACUUGUAAUGCUACCAUCUAGUACUCAUAAAUUAACAGCAGAGUGGAAGGGGCCAUUCAAGAUCAUACGAGCAGUUGGAGAAGUGAACUAUGAAGUGGAGAUUGGACGUGGACAGAAGACAAAAAUAUUUCAUAUAAAUAUGUUGAAGCAGUGGAGAGAAGCAGAUGAAACAAGUUACAUGAUAGGAUGCAUACAUGAAGAUCAGGAGUGGAGAUUCCGAAUCCAGUAUAAAAGAGGGAAAGACAAUGGUAACGCUGAUGGACUAUCACGAGGGCCUCUGAGUGAACAACGAAGUUGUUCAUCUGAAGCGGAGGGAGAUGUGAUAAAUUGUACUUAAUAAUGUGUUGUGGUUUAUGUUGAUUUUUCUUGUGUAAUGUAUGUGUAUACUUCUAGAUUAUUCUGGAAUGUAAUUAUAUGUACUAUAAGUUCUGUAAUGUUCUAGAACCUACUAGUUAGCAAUUAUUAUAUGUCAGGUAUUCUGGAUUUUACUAGAACCCUUAUGAUUUGUGUAUAUAAGUACGGUUAUUUUGUUCAAAGAGUUAGUUGGUUGAUAUCUGAA